UUCAUCAUCACCAGACACAUCCACAACUGGGCGUCCUUUCCAUUUUGGCUCAAUGUCUUCAUUCUUUCUGGAGCUUUGUCUUUGCUCUUCCCAGUAGCAUAUUGGACACUACUGACUUGGGAAGCUCAACUUUCAGUUUCAUAUCUUUUUGCCAUUGCAUAGUGUUCAUGGGGUUCUCAAGGCAAGAAUACUGGAGUGGUUUGCCAUUCCCUUGUCCUGCGGACCACGUUUCAUCAGAACUCUCCACCAUGACCCGACAAGGGCUGCUGUCAAGCUGCAGUGUCAAAGUGAAGCAGUGACAGAGACUGUAGAACCUGUCACACCUAACACGUUUACUCCUGACCCUUUAUGGAAAAAGUUUGCUGACCCCUGCUUUUUAAAUUUUUGUUUAAGUAAUACAUGUAUGUAUUUGAAAAGGAAAUAACACUGAAAUUUUUAUCUUUAAAAAGACGAGCCUUGCUGCACUGUUGUUCACACCGGCACCACUCCUCAGGGACGCUUCAUCCUUUUAAGUGUCUUCUCUGGCAUUUAUCGCUACAUUCUAAUAAUAUUCUCACUGCACUGUUUUUUAACAAUUUUAGACACUAAUUAUUGACUAGGCCACUCUUUUUAGUGCAAGAUUAUAAAUUUAUCAUUUCUUAGCUGAAAGGUAACGUUUUAUGAUCAUUUAGUUUUCUGCAUUUUCAUAAUGUACAUAAAGAAAUUAACAAGCAUUCAGCAAUAGUUAACGUUUAUUUAAUACUUCAUAUGUGCCAGGUACUCUUCUAAGGCAGGUUUUAAAAACUGAAGUGUAGUGGAUUUAGUGUUGUGUGAAUUACUGCUGUACUGCACAGUGAUUCGCUGAUACAUAUACAUACACUUUUAAAGUAUCCUUUUCCAUUAUGAUUUAUCAUAGGGUGUUGGACAUAGUUCCCUGUGCCGUACAGUAGGGCCUGUUGUUAUCCAGUCUGUGGAAAAUCUUACGCCUGCUAACCCCAGCCUCCCACUCUCAGCCCCACCCCCCACCUUGGCAACUACCUGUCAGUUCUCUCUGUUCCUGAUUCUGUUUCAUACAUAGGUUCAUUUGUGUCUUAAGUUCCACACAUGAGUGAUAUCAUAUGGUGUUUAUCUUUCUUUUUCUGACUUCACUUAAGUAUGAUCAUCUCUAGUUGCAUUGAUGCAGUUUUACGCAGUUUCACACUAAUCUUUACAGAACUCCUAGAAAGUGUAGGCACUAUUGUUAUCUCCAUCUUCCAGAUGAUGAAAUGUCACUGGAGAGCUUAUGUGAGACUUCUCUUGGUCAAGACCUCAUGGGUGAUGGAGCCAGAAGUCAGCAUUCGGAAUAGUCAACCUGAACCAGCAUGUCCGGGACUGAGGAAGCAGUCCUUGGAGGCCAUGACAGCCGGCCUGCCGGUGGCAGCCCCGUGUUAUGCUUCGGUCAGUACCAGUACACAGUGGAAGAACACCAGGCUAUCCAGAACGCCCUGAGGCAGAGGCUGGGCCCAGAGUACAUCAGUAGCCGCAUGGCUGGAGGAGGCCAGAAGGUGUGUUACAUCGAGGGUCACAGGGUCAUUAAUCUGGCCAAUGAGAUGUUUGGCUACAACGGCUGGGCGCACUCCAUCACACAGCAGAACGUGGAUUUUGUUGACCUUAACAAUGGCAAGUUCUACGUGGGCGUCUGUGCAUUUGUGCGAGUCCAGCUGAAGGAUGGCUCGUAUCAUGAAGACGUGGGCUACGGUGUCAGCGAGGGCCUCAAGUCAAAAGCCUUGUCCUUGGAAAAGGCCAGGAAGGAGGCAGUAACAGAUGGGCUGAAGCGGGCGCUGAGAAGUUUUGGGAACGCACUUGGAAACUGUAUUCUGGACAAAGACUAUCUGAGGUCACUGAACAAGCUUCCACGCCAGCCCGGCACCACCUGCCUGGUUUCUGCUUCUCGCUGCCCUUGGUGCCUCUUGUCAGUGGAGUCAUCUUUGUUCCUGGCCUGUUUCACUGCGCAUACCAUCCUCAAGUUUCCUAGCCCGCCUCUUGAAGUGGAUUUAACUAACGCAAAGAGACAAGAUUUUGAACCAUCUGUUGAACAAGCCAGAUACAGCAGCUGCCAACAGAAUGUGACUCUGGAACCCCCUAAAGCCCAGGAGGUGACCUCACCUUGCAGACUGAGCCACUCAGCUGGCCCCCAUGCUGUGACGCAGGGGGACAAGGAGAGCAGCUCCCGAAGCCUGGCCCCCGGUACCACAGAGAGCGAAGCCACGUUCCAGCGGAAGCUCCGGCAGAAGCAGCUGCAGCAGCAGUUCCGUGAACAGAUGGAGAGACAGCAGCGGGCCGCCACCUCUGCUCUGUCUGCCGGAAGGACCGACCAGGCGCAGCCGCCACCGGUGCCUCCUGCCAAGCCCAGCCUCCCCAGGACCCACUCACCUCCAGAGCCACUCACCCAGAGAGACCUGCUCCCAGACAGUCUUGAAAUGUGGGACAUGGCUAUGGAUGCAGAGGGCAGCAUGCUCAAGCCCUUGUUGAAACCAGAACCACCGCAGACCCCUGCCAUCUCGGUCCUGAAGAACCACAUGGAGACCCAGAACAGGAUCCCACCAAGCCUUUGCCACCAGAAUCCACAGGCACAGUCUGGACCCUGGCACCUCCAAACUCCCAGCCUUAACCAACACACCACAGGCGACUGUAAUUCCUCUAGGAAGAAUCAGGACAUGAAGAAAAGGAAACUGGAUCCACCUUAACCACGGCUCAGGUCACCUCCUGAACUCUGUCCUGAUGGGACUUCGUUUUGGUCAUGAAAUGACUGCUCCUGCCUGAGGAGUGCGCUCUGCUUCAGGGCUCCACCAGCUUCAUCCUGAACUCUGCCUGAGGACUCAGCACCUGCUCACAUCAACUCGGGCAUUUGGGACGCUCUGUAGAGACUCAGUGCCUUUUCUUGGGCUCCUCACUCUUUAUUCCUAAGCUAUUAUGUUAAUGAAGACAGAAAUCACCUCGGCCUGUGGUACGUCCCUCAGUGACCGUUGACCUGUUGCUGCGGGGACCCCCGUUUUCUAACGCUGUCACGCAAGAUUGCAGUCUUCCUCACUAUUGUUCAUUGGCUCAUGAAACUACUUCCCUUUUCUCCUAAGACCAAAGAAAAGACAUUUUUAAGAAAGCAAAAUUAAAUCCUACCCUGUAACAACAUAA
Bubalus bubalis (water buffalo) is the source of this 3150-nucleotide messenger RNA. It is a transcript of the gene RAD52, whose product is annotated as RAD52 homolog, DNA repair protein. The coding region runs from base 1341 to 2705 and encodes 454 amino acids. Lineage: Eukaryota; Metazoa; Chordata; Mammalia; Artiodactyla; Bovidae. The transcript is spliced from 13 exons. The record is from RefSeq and is a predicted model, not a curated record. Gene Ontology annotation, cellular component: nucleus. Gene Ontology annotation, biological process: mitotic recombination; double-strand break repair via homologous recombination; double-strand break repair via single-strand annealing.